Leptosia nina is the source of this 5433-nucleotide messenger RNA. Lineage: Eukaryota; Metazoa; Arthropoda; Insecta; Lepidoptera; Pieridae. The record is from the annotation of a GenBank genome assembly.
AUGAGCCUGGAUCUACAGAUGUCAGGAGGUAGACUUGUUGUUUUAGAUCGCGCUGGUCGUGAAGCCAAGUUCUACAAUUUAGCUGAGGGCUUUGCAACUCUUGGAUCUGAUCUUGCUUGCAACAUUCGCUUAAUGCUCCCUGCUGUCAGUCCACAUCAUGCAACUGUUGUAGUUCAUACUCAUCAGACUCUGGUCCAUAAUGUAUCUGAGGGAGAGACCCUAGUGAAUGGUGAACCAGUGAGUGUAGCAGCCUUAAACCACAAUGAUGUUAUAUCAUUAGGUGGAAGAGACCUUCGUUGGGAGUAUUUUGAUCCUCAUCUACAUCAAUCAACAUCAAGUAGGCCACUAGCAGCUCCUGGAGUCACUACAGCGAGUGGUCGUGGAAAAGCCCGUACUCGAGAUCGUCAAAGCCUGCCUUACCGCAAUAAUCCUUUACAGUAUCCGCAAAGAGCAUCCAUGCCAGCUACAAGUGUUAAACAAGUGGCAAUUGUGCAACCCCAGAGACGAGACGCAACAGUGCAGUCUAGCAAGUUUUCGGUCAUGUUAAACAUACAACGGCAAGAUAACAUAACAAUUGCAUCUGAACAAGCUGAUACUACUUUGCAAGAAAGUACAAGGAAUCGACGAUCAAAUCUGAAAAGUCCCCAAUCAAGUACAACUAAAGCUUCGCAAUGGAUCGAGUCACGAAAAGGUACUCGUUCUAUUACACCGCUGAGCUCUCGGCUACCACUGUCCACUAUGAGACCAGGAGUGACUCCCUCCGCGUCGCAGGCCAAAGUCACAGCGGAAGGUGACACGCCAAGGUCGCGAUCAGCUGUGAAUAUUCGGCCUGCAUUCUCACCGUUGCUUGGAUUUCAAUCGAAGCCCGUUGUGGCCUUAACCCGGCUGGUACUUACACCGACGCGAACGGGCGGGACAUCGAUGCGGUCUAAAUCUACGCCACGGAUUGUUAAACGCGUGCUACCGCCGCGUUCUAGGACUCUUACGACGCGGGCGAAAGCGCUCGCCGAAUUGACGCCCGUGAAUCGUGCGCGAUCGGCGAAUUCUUCGGGUACGCUGCGCAGGGACACCUCGCUACGGUCCACAGUGUUGCGAAGAACCCAAAAUAGACCAGUCAAGAUUGAGGCACCGACAAAAAUUGACCAUACUAAACAGGCGGCGAUAAUGUUGAUGACGCGUCACACUAAAUCGAAGUCUCCAGGAACACCUGCUAUAACUGUAACUCAGACAACACCCAUAAAGACACCUAAAGCCAGCUCCAUGCCGAAACGGUCCUACUCGCAGGGUUCUAUAAAACGGCCGACAAGGAGUGAUACUUCACUUUUAGAAGUAAACAAUUCAGUGGUGUCCGUAAGGAGAAGUAGUUCUUGCCCGUCAUCACGAAAGAGUGUUAUGAAAUCGGCCCUAAAAGACCCUAAAAGCGCUAGAAAGACAGAGUCCAUCAAGUUUGAUUUAAGCAAUUUGGAAAAUGAAAACAGAUCAUCAGAAGCUAUAACAAUUGAUACAACUAAUCAGUCCUACGAUAGCGUGUCUGGCAAUCUUUCAUACAUGGAAUCCCCUUCACCAAAAAGACCAGUAUACUCUAGAAGCAGUCGCAUCAUUGAAAAGACCCUAGGAAGUCCCAUGUGUCUAGUAGAACGCAGUUAUUCAAACAUUUCAGUCGCUUCUCAAAGAAGAAGUUCGCGUGGUUCGAUUAUUGUUAAGAAAGCUCUAGAAAGUUCAGACGUUGAAAACUCACAAACUUCUGUAAAAACUGCAUCAGAAAGUAAAUACUCUGUUUCUAAGGCGACAAAAAGCUUACGUUCGUCUAAUACGGAAAACUAUUCUAUAGUUGAUUUGGUUUCAAUGGAUUCGACGGCAUAUAAUACGAUCGAUUCCACACCUUUUGGGACUCCACGCAGUAAUAGCAGAAGAAAUAGAUCCGCCGAAGGCACUAUACUCUCGAGCACACCAUAUAAGUUACCUCACAAUCAAAGUAUGCUGUCAAACUCUGUAAAAUCCCCGGCGCUUACUCCGGAAAAUAGCGAUAAUAGUAAACCGUUACCCAGCAUUAGGGUGUCUAGACGGUCCCGCAGUCGGUCUAGAAUCAAUGACAGUGAAAUAUUAUCUUUGGAAGAUGAAGAUUCCCCUAGAACAUCAAAAAGAACCGUUAAGUCGGCACCCAGUCCCUUAGUUCCGAAGAGCUUAUCUAUCAACAUAUCAAGAAAUCUAGAUGGCACGGUCACACCCGAGAAUGUCCCGAAUAAUGACGAAGUCAGCACGCCCGUGCUUAGUAUUCAAAGACUUUUAGAUUCAAGUCGCGGAUCGUUCUCAUCACAGAAAUCGAUAAGAAAGAGUGCAAUCGGCAAUAGGAAUACCACUAAUCCUAAUCACGACCGUAGCAGCAGAGCGAGAUCUAAGUCACUCGGCGUGACAUCAAAACCUGAUGAAGAAGCAGGUACGGUAACACCCACUGGAAUGGUUGUCCUAGUACGAGAAGAGUUGAAAAAUAAACACUCCACAGCUAAAAAACCACAAUCGAAGAAAUCUAUUAUCGAUGACUUGAAUCAAUCGGACAUAGUAAAAGAACUUUUUAGCAGUCCAGUGAAACGAAAGCUGUCGCGCAGUAUGAUUGAGUUUUCACAGAAAAUGUUUGAUGACGAUGACGUACCAAGGAAAUUGACCCGAAACACUACCAUAGGUAUGGUCGCAGGCGCACCCGAAAACUCAUUUGAUGAUCGAACACAAGCCGUGACACCUGAGUUAUUUAUUAGUUCCUUAACGACGCCAAGCAACAGUCCGAAUUUAGACGGAAUAAAACGCCUCUUCGAUGCUUCCGGCAAUGAACUGACCGAUGUUAGGAGUGUUAAAGCUAAGCUACGAACACCGCGUACUAGAAUGUCACUAAAAAACGACCUAACAAUAUCAGGUACAAAGGGGGUCUUUGCCAAAUCUCCCAAGAAUCGAUUAAGUUAUGUGGAAAUAAACGAUUUGCGCAGGGUGUCUGGUGUAAAGCGACUUAAAAGCAUGCGAAAACAAAAGUCACCCAAAAAUACCUUAGAGGAUGUGCGAGGUGUGAAGAAACUAUUCGGUCGCAGUCCACGAAAUGACCUUCGUAAUAUAUCUGGUGUAAAGGAGGCAUUGCAAAUUAAUUCACCAAGAAAUGACUUAUCUGACAUGAGAGGAGUACGUCGUAUGUUUAGGCUCCAGAAUGAUCAGUUUAGAAGUAACGUCAGCGGUGUGAAGGAGCUGUUCUCCGAAACUACUUCUUUGGAUACAACAUUCGACCUAUUGAUGGGGAAAACUCCAGUACGCACUUAUGGUAGAGCUGCCAGUCUUAAGAAAAGCACAGUCAAGCCUAAAACGCGUAAAACUAAAUCCUACCUUGACCCUCUGGAUUCAUCCAACAUCGAUGUCAAACAAUGGAGCAAACAACGGAGACUAGUAAAAGUGUACAGUGAACACUCGUUGCCCAUUAAAAAGCGGUCGUUGGUUAAUAAGAGUAAUAAUGAAAGUCGAUCCAAUUUACCAAUCAAGAAAAGGGCAGUGCAUUCAACACCUAUGAAGAACAACAUCACUCUGAACGUAUCGGGACUUUGCGAUGGACGAGUAUCGCCUAUUGCCUCGACGUCGAAAACUAGAGCCAUUGUCCACACAAGGGCGUCAAAGCUACACAACUCCACCUUAAAUAAUGAAACAGGAACAAAUCAAAAGCAACAGAAUUCCACGUAUGAAGUUAAUGAGACAUUGCCAGUAAGUAAUCAUACGUCAAAAGAAACACGAAGCUUAUUAAAAUCAUUGCGAUUUAUGGAUUCAAUUGCAGACACCUACCCUGUAAACACUGAAUCGACAAACAUUUUAGAAAAAUCUAUGCCACAAGAUGACAGUCAGACUCGAGCAAAAUCUCGAAGGGUCCAAGAAAAAAGUUUAAAACAAAAAGAUUUGCAAGAAACACAAGUAGUACAAGAUAGUAGUUUGCACACUAAAAAAGUUAAUUCUCACAGUGAGACAGUGGAAAGUGUGCGUUCAACCCGAUCAAGUCGGAAAAAAACUGGCGACGAAAGUCAUAAUUCUCACAGUGAGACAGUGGAAAGUGUGCGUUCAACCCGAUCAAGUCGGAAAAAAACUGGCGACGAAAGUCAGACAACAAAUACUACACUUAAUAAAACUUCAUCCAAACGUCAUCCAAUCCAAGUGAGUACAAAACCCCCCACUGCAAAAGCUAUACAAACUCAAGUCAAACCAAGAAAAACGAAAUUAAAAGAUAAUAAAAAUGCUACACAAAAUAAUUCUCCUUCUGACGAUCAUACAAAUAUUGACAACAUUAGGGGUACUCGAAGUCAAUCAAAGGCAGUGCAGGAAUCGGCUUCCGUUCAAGUCAAUACUACUAGUAAAGACAAAAAACGUAGUCCAGCAAAUACAUACCCCAUAAAACGGCGUAUCUCGGUAGGCAAAAAGGCAGUGAACUCUAAACCUGUAGCCAAUCGUAAAAAGGCCAAAGACGACUCAAAAGAGGUCAAAGAUAAAGAACCUUUAAAAACUGUCCGUUCAACGCAAAAACGCGCUGCACCACCUAAAAAAUCUAACCAAACAGAAGUGGCGGAAGCAAUCUCGCCAAAUCCGACAGGCCGGAAAACUCGUUCAGUAAAAGCUAUUGGAGCAUCAAAUGCAUCAAAACAUAGAGUAUCCCUUGUGAUUCCUUUAAAAACACCCGCUGUUCCUGUCUCCGUGAGAAAAACUCGAAGGAGAGUCCAAGAAGCGCAAGCGCAAGACCUUGUGGAAAAACCAAAAAGCAAUAAUCUCGUUCCGAAACAUGUUUCUCCUAAAGCCGGAGUAGUAAGAAAAGGUGUUGCAUCUAUGGCCCAAAGCAAAACAGUUAAGGCUCAGCCGGCAGAUGUAAAGAAUAAUGUCAAAGCAAAAGGCAAAGAAACUACGAGCAAAGCUAAGCAAGCAAAAAUUCAAUUAGAAAAACAAGAGGCUAAUCUUGACGCUGAGAAACCAAAACGUGGACGUAAAACACCAGUACCUGAGUCAAAUAUUAAUUCUACGGCGAAACGAAACAAGAAUAAUCCUGUUGAAGAUGUGUCGAAAGUCAAGGUCAACCAAGGGAAAGAAAAAAGCCAACUUGAAGUUAAAGAGAAAGUCGAAACCGAAAGAAAGAAGACACGUAGUCAGAAGGCUGAAAUACCUCAGCCUAGUGGAGAAGGUCCAAGUGGGACAGCGUUAGCUCAAAGAACAAGGGGAAAAAAGGAGAUCCCAGCGAAAACCCCCACCGCGCCAGCAAACCGCAAAAGAAAAUCAGACGACGUGACAACCCUUGAUCAAGGUCAGUCAGGAACAAGCGUCGGUGGAAAGAGACAGAAGGCUGCGAAUGUACCUUCGCCCGCGCCCGCUCGUGUUACUCGUGCCAAAGCCGCAGAAGCGGUUAAAAGCACACGCGGCCGUAAAAGAUAA